AAACUAACGGUUCGGAUAUAAAGCCAAGUCAUCAGUGAGGCAGAGCAAAGAGAGAAACCAUGGCGUCUGCUGUAUACUCUGAAGAUCUGACCUGUCCUAUCUGUCUGACUAUCUUCACUGACCCAGUGACUCUUCUCUGUGGACACUCUUUCUGCAGAGGUUGUAUUACAGAUGUUCUCAGUUCACAGCACCAGUGUCCACAGUGCCGGACUUCUGUUGCAACAGAAGGGACAUGUCUUCCAACCAGCUAUAUAUUGAAAAACCUCGCGGAAAAGGCAAAAGAAGCUGUGAAGACAAAGAAAGAGCGCGGACACGAGAAAGAGGCGGCUGAGCUGUGCCCAGAGCAUGACGAAAAGCUGAAACUGUUCUGCGUCACAGAUCAGCUGCUAGCUUGUAUCAUAUGCAGAGAUGGAGAGAGACAUGAAGGACACAAGUUUAAACCAAUCAAAGAAGCAGCUGCAUCUCUGAGACAGGAGUUACAGGAGGGUGUACAGAGCUGUGCUGGUGAUGUCCUGGCUACAGAGAGCCUAGCCAACACACAGAGGGAAGAAAUAAGACAAACCAAAGAGAAGUCUCAGCAGCUGAUGACCCAAAUCCACAGGCAGUUUGAGGAGAUGCACCAGUUUCUGAGAAAGAGAGAAGAUGAGAUAAAGAAUGAGCUGAAAAACAAAGAGGAAGAUGCUGUUGAGAAAAUGAAUGAGAGCUUAAAAGCUCUAGAAACAGCUUUGUCUCAGAGCAGAGAGCUGGAGGUGAAACUGACAUCAGUUCUAAAAAUUGAAGACUCAGAGAAGUUCUUAAAGAGCUGGACUGAAGCUAGCAGCUUGAUGACUUCACAACAGUUAUUGAGGCCCAAAGCAAAUGAUCUCCAAGUGGUGAAGACCUCUCUCUCUUUGGGGCCUUAUGAAAGCCACCUGCAGUUCUUUGUGUGGAAGGAGAUGCUUCAGGUGGUCCAGCCCCGAGCUGAGCUGGUCUCACUGAAGAGCAACAGUACAGACAUCACUGUGUCUGGUGAUGGGCGGAGUGUGUUUUGUACUCCCAGAAGCAACCAAGAUACAUCAGGUGACUCCUAUGGUUUUACUUCUGCCAGAGGAACCAGCCCACACCCAGCCGAAGCUCCUGCUUUUGCUUCUGCAGCAGGAUUCAGCAAACAAGCUGCUUCUCGUUUUGGUUCUAGGGGAAGAUUGGUCACCCCCUUAGCUACAGGUUUUAAUUUUGGUGGAUUUGGAGGAUUCAGCCAAACCAUGACCGCUCCUUCUUCAAUUGAAGGAUUAUUAAUCAACACAAAUCCUGAGUUUACUUCAAGGCAGCAUUACUGGGAAAUAGAGGUUGGACAAAGGGAUUAUUGGGAACUAGGAAUUAAAGAUAACUUCCUGAAAUAUGAUGGCCAAAAAUAUGCCACCUGUGAUCUAAAUUUCAACACAGAGCUUUCAUUUGAAGACAGACCGCGGAAGAUUGGGAUUUACCUAAACUGCUCAGCCAAGAAGCUCUCCUUCUACAAUGCAGACAACAUGACACAUAUUCACACUAUGAGCUCCAUUGUCAUGGCCAAGUCACUGUCAGCAUAUGUUAAGAUUAGAAGCGCAGCAGCAGCAGAUGCUAACCCUCUGACAGUGUGCUGGUACUACCUCCGCUGUAUGGGGCUGGUGAAAAGCAGAUUAGCAAAGAGAGAAACCAUGGCGUCUGCUUUAUACUCUGAAGAUCUGACCUGUCCUAUCUGUCUGACUAUCUUCACUGACCCAGUGACUCUUCCCUGCGGACACUCGUUCUGCAGAGGUUGUAUUACAGAUGUUCUCAGUUCACAGCACCAGUGUCCACAGUGCCGGACAGCUGUUGCAACAGAAGGGACAUGUCUUCCAACCAGCUAUAUAUUGAAAAACCUCGCGGAAAGGGCAAAAGAAGCUGAGAAGACAAACAAAGAGCGCGGACACGAGAAAGAGAUCCCUGGACUGCAAAACAAACAAAUAAAGAAUGAUGCAACUUCAUAUGAGGAAGCGGCUGAGCUGUGCACAGAGCAUGACGAAAAGCUGAAACUGUUCUGUGUCACAGAUCAGCUGCUAGCUUGUAUCAUAUGCAGAGAUGGGGAGAGACAUGAAGGACACAAGUUUAAACCAAUCAAAGAAGCAGCUGCAUCUCUGAGACAGGAGUUACAGGAGGGUGUACAGAGCUGUGCUGGUGAUGUCCUGGCUACAGAGAGCCUAGCCAACACACAGAGGGAAGAAAUAACAAAAACCAAAGAGAAGUCUCAGCAGCUGAUGACCCAAAUCCACAGGCAGUUUGAGGAGAUGCACCAGCUUCUGAGAAAGAGAGAAGAUGAGAUAAAGAAUGAGCUGAAAAACAAAGAGGAAGAUGCUGUUGAGAAGAUGAAUGAGAGCUUAAAAGCUCUAGAAACAGCUUUGUCUCAGAGCAGAGAGCUGGAGGUGAAACUGACAUCAGUUCUGAAAAUUGAAGGCUCAGAGAAGUUCUUAAAGAGCUGGACUGAAGCUAACAGUUUGAUGACUUCACAACAGUUAUUGAGGCCCAAAGCAAAUGAUCUCCAAGUGGUGAAGACCUCUCUCUCUUUGGGGCCUUAUGAAAGCCACCUGCAGUUCUUUGUGUGGAAGGAGAUGCUUCAGGUGGUCCAGCCCCGAGCUGAGCUGGUCUCACUGAAGAGCAACAGUACAGACAUCACUGUGUCUGGUGAUGGGCGGAGUGUGUUUAAUACUCCCAGAAGCAAACAAGCUACAUCAGGUUCCCUCUUUGGUUCAGUGUCUGGUGAUGGGCGGAGUGUGUUUAAUACUCCCAGAAGCAACCAAGCUACAUCAGGUUCCCUCUUUGGUUCAGUGUCUGGUGAUGGGCGGAGUGUGUUUAAUACUCCCAGAAGCAACCAAGCUACAUCAGGUUCCCUCUUUGGUUCAGUGUCUGGUGAUGGGCGGUGUGUGUUUAAUACUCCCAGAAGCAACCAAGAUACAUCAGGUUCCCUCUUUGGUUCAGUGUCUGGUGAUGGCCGGAGUGUGUUUAAUACUUCCAGAAGCAACCAAGCUACAUCAGGUUCCCUCUUUGGUUCUCGUCCCGCCCCAACACCCAGCCAACACACACUUUGUGGUUUUGGUUCUGCUCAGUUUGGUUCUGCUUCUUUUGGUUCUGGGGGAGGAUUUGGCCAAACCAUGACCCCUCCUUCUUCAAGUGAAGGAUUAUUAAUCAACACAAAUCCUAAAUUCACUUCAGGACAGCAUUACUGGGAAAUAGAGGUUGGACACAGGGAUUAUUGGGAACUAGGAAUUAAAGAUAACUUCCUGAAAUAUGGUCGCAAAAAAUAUGCCAUCCGUGGUCCAAAUUCAACCACAAAGGUUCCAUUUGAAGUCAAACCUCGGAAGAUUGGGAUUUACCUAAACUGCUCAGCCAAGAAGCUCUCCUUCUACAAUGCAGACAACAUGACACAUAUUCACACUAUGAGCUCCAUUGUCAUGCCCAAGUCACUGUCAGCAUAUGUUAACAUUAGCACAGCAGCAGCAGAUGCUAACCCUCUGACAGUGUGCUGGUACUGAAGUCAAGAUCAGCAUCCCUCUAUUGAAUGGUGUUGCCAUAUGACCAAAGAUACUUUACAGCUCCAAAUAUUAUAAUAUUAGGGCCAUUAAAUAAAAUGCAUGAUUUAGUAUUUAGUUAUGAAAAAGGAGCUUUCUACAUUUAUAUGGCAAAAACUUAAUCCACAUACAUGAUCUGCACUUCCUUUUUCUGUGGACAUGUGAAACUGAGAAUGUCACAAUAAGAGGGCUCCACGAAUCGACUAAUUGUUUCAUAUUUUAAGCAAAAUUCUCCAAACAAGUCCUUUAAUUAACUAGUUGGGGCAUCCUAAUGGUUAAGGGUCCAGGAAACAACCAGGGAGACUGGCUGGCUGGGUUUCCAGAGUUUGGAACUUUUUAUGAUUUUAUAUAUAUAUAAUAGUUUCUGCUAUUUUGUAAGUAUUAUCUACAUUAAAAUGUACCAAUUACACCGUUGGAAAUCAGAAGUAAUUGUAAUAUUCCACCCAGUUGUAUGUUGGUUCACUUUUGUAUAGAUUUUCAUUCAGUUAGCCGAGUCAGGUGGCCUCCUGAUUCUGAAUGGUGAACAAGAUGUAACUGGGUCAGAAUGGAUUAUGUAAUAUGAAUUUGAUUUUGAAAAAUAUAGAUUGUAUCUGACUAUUCGCAGUUGCCAUGGCAACAAUUGACCAACCACUCCCUUAAAAAUAUAUUUUUUAAAUUUUGUAUUAAUAUUCACAUUAUUUAAGCAAUUUCAGGUAAUGAAAACCCAAUAAAACAUUUUUAUCAGGUAAAGUUAAUAAUUUGUUUGACAGAAAAAAUAUAUAUAACAUGUACCAGUUGUGUCUUAUUUUCAGUUUUUAAAGGAACAUGAAAUAUUAAAAAAAAAAAGGCAUAUUCAUAUUAUUAUUUUGUAUAUAACAAAGUUAUGAUGUAUUAUUCUUGUUUGUCAUUCUGUCCUUCUAUCAUGUCUAACAUUAUUUUUGGGCUUGUGGUUAAGGUGUUUAGUAUGUGUAUGACCAGAUAAAUCAUUUUGAAUUUGUGUUUUCUUAAUUUGAAUAAUGUCAUUUGUGUUUGCCGUCUGACUUUAUUAGAUAGCAGACUUUAUUAUUUGUGAUCAAGUGUGUUUUACAUUAUUGUACUGAAGUGGUU
This is a messenger RNA of Centropristis striata (black sea bass), 4646 nucleotides long. RefSeq lists its product as uncharacterized. Bases 60 to 3524 code for a protein of 1154 amino acids. Lineage: Eukaryota; Metazoa; Chordata; Actinopteri; Perciformes; Serranidae. The transcript has 6 exons. The record is from RefSeq and is a predicted model, not a curated record. Gene Ontology annotation, molecular function: ubiquitin-protein transferase activity; zinc ion binding. Gene Ontology annotation, biological process: protein ubiquitination.